CAUUAAAUGAGGAGCAGAGAAAAUCAUUUCAGCCWGAAACCAAAGCAGAGCACUAAAUGUAGCAAAUCUGUUUGCUUGACUUCAUCCUGUUCUUUUAAACUUUACUUUCUUUAGGAGUAGGGCCAUCCUACAUGACUUUUAGCAUCUAAACAAGAUAUUUUUAAGGAUUCAUUAGUUUCACAUUAAGGUUGAAGAGUUUUUGUUGGCAUGAAAGAAGAAAUUGCUGCAGCUGUGUUCUUCGUGGCCCGGCUGGUGAAGAGGUACGGCUGUUUGGACCCGGACAGGAGGGAGCGCUUCGCUGCCGUCCUCACCUCGGUUCUGUUCGAGAGCUACAAGAACCACUGGCACCCGAACGCACCGUCCAGGGGCCAGGCUUACAGGUGUCUCCGUAUGAACUGGAUCCAGCUGCAGGACCCGCUGCUGCAGCUGGCCUGUGAGCGGAGCGGGGUCCAGUACGGGGAUCUGGGCCUGCCCCGGGAGAUCACGGUGUGGGUGGAUCCUGGAGAGGUGUCCUGCAGGUACGGUGAGCAGAGCAGCCCCUUCUGUAUCUCCAUCCUGGACAGCUGCCGACGAGAUCGUGAGUUUUCCCGCCGCAUCCACGAUGCCGUGGAGCGGGCGAGCCUGGACGUCCAAUCAGGGAGCUCUUCYGACGAAGAGGAGGAGCCUGUGGAAAAAUGCUGCAUCAGCGGCAGUUGUCCCGCCCCCUGCCCCGCCCCGGUGCCCACCACCAACCCGGAGCCCAAAACCAUCCCGACUGUCAGCAACCCCAACAGUGUUUACCGGUUCAGUGAGUUCUCCCCGGGCGCCCCUCACACCUGGCUGAGGGAGAAGAGGAAGGUCUUUCCUGGGGAUCCGUUCCAAAUCGCUGGUCCACCACCUCAGUUCUCCAACCCAAAAGGUUUUAAAUCCUACCGRGCCACAUUCACCUUCUCAGGGCCUCGAGUUGAUAAAUACCACUGGGUCAGCAAGUCCCGAUCUUAAAUUAACCAAGCUUUUUAAAUUUUUUUUGUAUUUUUUUUUUUUCUCCCAGCACUUAUACAAGCUCUGAAAAUUUGAAUAAAAAGUGUUUCAGGACGAUUUGUGAACCUUCACAGGAUGAAAUUAAUAUUAUGAUUUAAAAUAUUGCUGUUUAAGCAUGCUUUUACUCAAAACUUGUUCUUUUUUUUAUUUCUGCGUGUUUUUAACUGAGAUUAAAGCAAGUGUGAAUAAAGUCGGAUUGAACUGUCAUUGAAAAGAAAUAAACGUGUUUCACCUCA
Molecule: messenger RNA, 1256 nt
Organism: Austrofundulus limnaeus
Lineage: Eukaryota; Metazoa; Chordata; Actinopteri; Cyprinodontiformes; Rivulidae
Gene: btg4
Product: B-cell translocation gene 4
Exons: 4
Coding region: 208-981 (257 amino acids)
Cellular component (GO): cytoplasm; nucleus
Source: RefSeq, a predicted model, not a curated record